AUGGACGGAAAAUUGCCGCAGACAGCGCUGGACAAGAUAUCCGACGAAUUGCAGAACCUCAUGCAGGAGUACAAUAAGGCCGUGUGCUCUCUGAAGGGUCUAUACGACGAGUCACAAGGCUUGCGGCGGACUUUUCUCUCGGCUGGGAUUGAGUACACAAAAAUGUCAGAGAGCGAGGAAAACAUAGGGAAGGCAUAUGCCGACUACAAGGAGAUGCUUGACAAAAGAGUCACCAUUUCCAAGAGGCUUCUUGCAGAUAUAAACUCCACGCUUUCUUCGGUCGACCAGCAGCUUCUCCUGCUGGAGUCCCCGUACGAGCCAAAAUUUGGAAUACAGACGCAGAAUCCCCGCGUGUUCAAAACCAACAAAAGCAACCCUGCGAAAAGCGCCGAGGAGUCGGAAAAAAGGUACUGCAUCUGCAACGGGCCUGCCUACGGGGAUAUGGUGGCGUGCGAUGCCUUCCACAUGGAAGUACCUUGGUACCACAUGGGCUGUGUAGGCCUUACAGGCACUCCGCGCGGGCACUGGCUGUGCCCAAAGUGCAAGCCAUCCGAGCAGUGA
Nematocida major is the source of this 561-nucleotide messenger RNA. RefSeq lists its product as uncharacterized. The record is from RefSeq and is a predicted model, not a curated record. The transcript has a single exon. Bases 1 to 561 code for a protein of 186 amino acids. NCBI's taxonomy places the organism in Eukaryota, Fungi, Microsporidia.